Molecule: messenger RNA, 606 nt
Organism: Meloidogyne enterolobii
Lineage: Eukaryota; Metazoa; Nematoda; Chromadorea; Rhabditida; Meloidogynidae
Source: the annotation of a GenBank genome assembly
GUAUUUUACUUAAUAUUGAGAUACAAUAUUGGGACGUUAGUGGGUGUUCGCAAAAGUAUAAAUUUGCAAAAUUCAUCAUAUAAUUUAUUAAAAAUAUUUAUUUGCUUCAUUUUUUAGAUCAAAUAUGUGGAGCAAAUGACUGGUUAUAAACGACUCAAACGUGGUUAUCGUCCAUUAGCUGACAGACUUCAAGAGCAAUUGGAUUUUACUGCAGUUCACUCCCCUUCUGAUCCACUAUACCAAUACCAAUGGUACUUGAAAAACGACGGUCAAUCCCAAGGCAAACCCCGGUUGGAUUUGAAUGUAGAAAAGGCUUGGGCACUUGGAUAUACAGGCAAAAACAUAACCACAGCAAUAAUGGAUGAUGGAGUUGAUUAUAUGCAUCCAGACUUGAAAUUAAAUUUUAAUGCUGAAGCGAGCUACGAUUUUAGUUCUAAUGAUCCUUAUCCCUAUCCACGCUACACCGAUGAUUGGUUUGUGUGUUUGUUAUUACAGUCAAACCUCAUUAUAGGAUACACAGAAAUUGGAUACUUUGUAGAAUACCCUCUGUUUAACAUACAGCUCAUUAUAAGAGAAACCCUCUAUCUAACAGACGCCUUAUUAUAA